AUGACUGAGUCGCUCUUCUUCUGGGAGUUUCCACGUAGUGGCCAUGCAGAGUGGAGAAGUGUGAGAGCCUCCAUUGUGAACAUUGCGGGCUCCACCGCUCUCUUGCUUCAGAUGCUGGCGGAUUCUGUGGACAGAAGACAGCUGUUGCAAACCAAAGGGGCAAAGCUGCAGCUUAGCUUUUCUGACAAAGUGAAGGAUUUUAAUAACUUCCCAGUUCUGGAUUCUGCUACUCUCUGCUGCAGUUUCAAUGUUAGCAACCCAGUGUCUAGAGGGUGGAGUUAUGAUGUCCAAGGUGAAGUGAACGCAGAGUCUUUCCUUCUGAACAGAAAUUCUGAAUGUCAUGUCACUGAUGCUCUUGGAAACAAACUCAAUGCCACAGAUAUCUGUGAAAAACAGUUCCGCAGUCUAAAAGAUCAAGUUUAUCACUUCAAAGAUGUGCUGUACCAAAUUCGGGGGGAGAAUAAGACAAUCACAGAGCCCCUCACUCUGCAGUCCAUUGUGUGUGGCUCAUAUGCAGAAGAUGGACAUUUCAGGGGAUCCUGGAAGGUCAACCUCAAUGGAAGCAACAUGUUCCAUGGUGACACUAAGAAAUGGCUUCAUGUCAAUCCUGGAAUCAAAUGGACAGAAGAUAUGUUGGAGAAAAUCAGAAAUCUAAAUGACUUCUUAAACAAGAUCUCACAGGGGGAAUUUAGGAACAAAUUUAAGGAGUCUACUUUGCACUGUGAAGAAAACCUGGAGCCUACAGCCUUACCAACCAUUACUGCACAUAUGGACCAACCUGCAUCCAGGGCAUGCAUGUCCAACCCUUCUAUCCUGCUGAUAAUGCUCAGCUGCUUCCUCCUGUAUGUUUUCUGA
Apodemus sylvaticus (European woodmouse) is the source of this 855-nucleotide messenger RNA. Its product is annotated as UL16-binding protein 1-like. The record is from RefSeq and is a predicted model, not a curated record. NCBI's taxonomy places the organism in Eukaryota, Metazoa, Chordata, Mammalia, Rodentia, Muridae. Gene Ontology annotation, cellular component: external side of plasma membrane. Gene Ontology annotation, biological process: antigen processing and presentation of endogenous peptide antigen via MHC class I via ER pathway, TAP-independent; positive regulation of T cell mediated cytotoxicity; antigen processing and presentation of endogenous peptide antigen via MHC class Ib. The coding region runs from base 1 to 855 and encodes 284 amino acids. The transcript has 5 exons.